This is a messenger RNA of Etheostoma spectabile (orangethroat darter), 3737 nucleotides long. Its product is annotated as pyridoxal kinase. Gene Ontology annotation, molecular function: pyridoxal kinase activity. Gene Ontology annotation, cellular component: cytosol. Gene Ontology annotation, biological process: pyridoxal 5'-phosphate salvage. The record is from RefSeq and is a predicted model, not a curated record. NCBI's taxonomy places the organism in Eukaryota, Metazoa, Chordata, Actinopteri, Perciformes, Percidae.
CCCCCCCCCCCCCCCCCCCCCCCCCCCUCCUCGGCUGACCGGGAGCCGCCAUGGAAUGCCGUGUUCUGUCCAUACAGAGCCAUGUAGUCCGGGGAUACGUGGGCAACAAGAGCGCCUCCUUCCCAUUACAGGUGUUGGGGUUCGAGGUGGACUCCAUCAACUCGGUCCAGUUCUCCAACCACACAGGAUAUUCCCAUUGGAAAGGCCAGGUGUUGACAGCAGACGAGCUCCACGUUCUUUACCAGGGAAUCAAACUGAACAACGUGCACCAGUACGACUACGUCUUGACAGGGUACACCCGAGACACCUCCUUCUUGGAGAUGGUGGUGGACAUUGUCCAGGAGCUGAAGAGAGCCAACCCCAACCUGGUGUACGUGUGUGACCCCGUCCUCGGUGACCAUGGAUCUAUGUACGUUCCUCAAAACCUGUACCCGGUCUACAAGAACAAGGUGGUCCCUGUGGCUGACAUCAUCACCCCGAACCAGUUUGAGGCCGAAUUAUUGACGGGGAAGAACAUCAGCACAGAGAAAGACGCUGUAGAGGUGAUGGACCUGCUCCACGCCAUGGGCCCGGACACGGUGGUCAUCACCUCCUCCGAUCUACCCUCCAGACUGGGAGACCGCUUCCUGGUGUCGCUGGGCAGCCAGCGCCAUGUUCGCCCCGACGGCAGCAGGACGACGCAGAGGGUUCGGAUGGAGGUCCACAAGGUGGACGCGGUCUUCGUAGGAACCGGAGACCUGUUUGCCGCUAUGCUGCUAGCGUGGACCCACCACUACCCCAACGACCUGAAGAUGGCCUGUGAGAAGACCUUCUCAGUGAUGCAUCAUGUUAUCCAGAGGACCAUUUCGUAUGCUCACGAGUUAGCAGGUCCUGGUCGGAGGCCCAGUCCGCCCCAGCUGGAGCUGAGGAUGGUUCAAAGUAAAGCGGACAUAGAAGACCCUGCUAUAGUCAUGGAGGCCAUAGUCCUAUCCUAACAUCACCGACACAUGAGACUCAUACUAACCUAGUCCUCUUCACCCGUAAAUCUCUCAAAUCCAGUAUCUCGGUGAAUCUCUCAUGUCAACACCUCAUCAUCCAGACUCCUCAAAACCCCCUUAGUAUUGUAACCCCUGUAGUCCUUUCAGCCUAAACCCGUUACCCCUUUAAGUCCUCAGUGUCCUGACCCCCUUAACCUGUAACCCCUACGUCCCUUUACCCAAACCCUGUUUUGAAACCCGAGCCAUGGAUAGACAGAGGGCUUGGUUAGGUCGGACCUCCUCUCCAACCAGGUAUGUGAGUGGACUGCAGAGCUGCUUUUUUAGAAAGCUGUGGGGUUUAAGUGUCCACAAGCAUCACACAUAACAUGCAGCAUGUAAAAUACAUACUGGUAAGACUAACCAAGAGGGGGAUAAGGUGUUUUAGAAAAACAUAUUCAGGGUUCAGUCCUUGGCACGAUGAAGUGAAGUGAAGCAAUACUGGGACCAGUUCUAGUUUUUUAAGGGCUCCUGCACACUGCCUGCGUGGCGUGAGCGUGUUAGCUGCGUGGCGUGUCUGUUUUUAUUUUAACUCCCAUGUUAACAGGUCAGAGUUUGCACACCGCCCGUGUGACACGCACGUCUCCAGCACGACUCCAGCCACAACUCCAGCCACGACUUGAGCCAUGUCUCUGGCACGACUCGAGCCACGGCGACGACUCGAGCCACGAGUCGAGUUAGACUCGAGCCACGUCUCCGGCACGACUCCAGCCACGACUUCAGCCGCAACUCGAGCCACGACUCGAGCCGCAGCGACAACUCGAGCCACGACUCGAGCUGCGGUGACGACUCGAGCCACGUCUCCGGCACGACUCGAGCCACGACUCGAGCCGCGGCGACGACUUGAGCCACGACUCGAGCCCGUCUCCGCCACGACUCGAGCAGCUAGACAGUCUCCGCCACGCCUCGAGCCAGUCUCCGGCUACGCCUCAGCCCAAUCUCGAGCCGACCAGCGACGACUCUUGACCACGCCUCGAGCUACGACUCGGUAGCCGAACCCCGGCGAAUACUCGAGCCACGUCUCCGCCACGACUCGAGCCACGUCUCCGGCACGUCUCUAGCCACGACUCGAGCCGCGCCGACGACUUGAGCCACGACUCGAGCCAUGACUCCGGCCACUUCACCCCCCCCCCCCCCCGCCCCCCUCCGCCCGACUCGGACCACUUCUCCGCCACGACUCGAGCCACGUCUCCGUCACGACCCUCAACCACGACUCCUCCCGCUCUAGCCACGACUCGUGCACGACUCGAGGCCACUGCAUAUCGAGCCACGUCUCCGCCCCCGACUCGAGCCACUACCGUGCACACUCGACCACGCGAAGACUCACCACUUCGAGACUUUAAAGCCAGAUUCCCGGCACAAACUCGAGCCACGACUCGAGCCACGUCUCGGGCCACGACUCCGGCCACGACUCGAGCCAUGACUCGAGCCACGUCUCCGGCCACGACUCGAGCCACGGCGACGACGCGUGCCGAGACAUAUUUUUCACACGCAAGCGUUUCCAGGCAACAUUGAAUACGAAAAAGGUCUCUAGGUUUUGACAUUAAUGCAGAUAUGAAUGUAAUUUUAAAAAGUAAUGAAGAAUAACUAUUGAUUUUCAAAUAUUCUGCAGCCUAGUUUUCCUCCAAUACUGCUGACGUUGACUUUGCUGUUAUCAAAUCAGUAUAUAUAGUUAUGGUUAACACGUAGUAUACUGCUGCUUGAGUGCUCUCUCCCCAUGUGUCAUGUUAUCAAUGGGAAACAUACGUGUGCAUGGACAAGGCCAGCAGCCGUGUCAGACAUGUUUCUGGUGUGCAGAGACGAAGACGAAGAAGACGCCACGCAGGCAGAGCGCAGGACGCCUAACUCUUCAGUGGGGGGGGUGUUGAUGUCACAGUGGACUGACCCACCCUGGGGUGCUCCUCUACGCCAAUGCAGUGAGAAAUUAACCCGCCAAGAGGUUCUAAUUAGGGCUGGGUAUCGCCAAUGAUUUCCAAAAUCGAUUUUAUUCAGAUUCGCAGGGUCCCUCAAAUAUUGUUUCAUAAUGCACCAGGUUAAUGUUUGUCCUUAGGUCAAAUUUGACCAAUUUUCAGUUAAUUUGGGGGUUUUUUUUGGCACAAAAAAUGGGCUGUCGAAAUAACCGCUGAAAAUGUCAACACUAAAAAUCACCCACAACAUUGAAAAAGUGACAAAAAAUGCCGGAAAAAGCGAUAAUAAUGUUGAAAAAAAGUGACCAACUUGUUGUUUUUUCAUGGUUUUUCAUGGAAGACAACACAAGGGUUAAAUUAUGAAUUGACACCCAAAAUGUUCGUGGUGGGUCACACAUCCGUUACAAGGGUUUUUUUAAUCAAUAUUAAUUGGAGAUUUUUUUGUACCCAGCCCUGGUUCUAAUGCAGCGGGGACUGCAUUGACAGCAAUUUACCCAAAAGUGAUCCAAAUUGCGUCCAGCUGCUUAAUAUUCUCCAAAACUCUACCUCGAAAUUAUGAAAUAUAAACCUAGCCUACUUUAUUGCUCUAUUACUGCCAUCAACUCACGUUUCACGUUGACAGAAUGCACUGUAGUCGGUAUAUAAGACUCUAUAUAAGACUCUAAUGAUCCAACCCUGUUUAUCUAUGGCUCUGCCCCCCCCCCCCCCCCCCCCCCCCCCCCCCCCCCCCCCACCCCCCCCGUCUUACAGCAGUGAUGUAAUGGUGACCAAGUCUAACUAACCCCAUUAGACCCCUUCAAGAUAUAACAAGUGAAAA